ACAACCCCGCUACUCUUGCGCCCCUCUAUGCCCAGGGGUAAUUUACUUACAGCAUCCCUAGUCCAUGCAUGUUUAUUGCACGCGCCUACUAGCGCACUCUCAGCCAAUGGGUUAUGGCCUUUAUGUAACCGGCUCGAUCCAUCCGGUCCCUGUCUCGCGCUAUAGAUCGGCGUCUUCGGUCAUCUCGGUUAAUUCGCCUCGGUAGACCAGGGAGGCAAUGGGCUGGAGCCCGGGGGUUUUAAUCGAGGAAUAACCUAGAAGUCUGAGGGCGUUUUGUGAAUGGGGACUGAGCCAAUCAUCUGGAGAGUACGAAUCACCGAGGAUGUUUAAUUGGGCCUCAAGCCAAUCGUUAUCGAAGGCAAAUGACGUGGUUCCAUCUGUCAAAGCCUUCAUUUGCGAUUGGGGGAUUGUGGCAUGUUUUCGCGCUGGCGAUGGACCCGCCAAGGCUUAUCGGUGGAUUCCCUCGGGAGAGACAAACUGGCAGAUUAGACUAGGGCAAGACAUGGAUGGAUCGAAUGUCGGAUUGUGGACAUGGAGGAAUCAAAAACCAGGUCCUCGACCGGACACUGCGACCAGUCCAGCAGCCAAGAGCGAUCGAACCACCCAGGUUGCCCUUGCGGAGAUUGCCUCCGACAGCCUCGGGUUCCAGAGUAAGACCAGGCCUCCUGUCUCGGAUGAGGCCAAGCCGCCGCUGCCACAACUGGGCUUGGCAGGGUGCUUGCCUCGGCGGAUCAGAGCGAGCCAGACUAGCCAGACGUUGUCGAGUGGAGGCGGAAAGCAUUUAAGAUGAAACGUCGCGGCUUGGCAGGCUCCGCUCUGUGAUAGCGGGACGAUGAUAGAUUGAGUCUUGACCCUGAGCCCUGAGUUGGUUGUCCUGAUAUAAGACCCCCUCACUGCAGUUCC
Aspergillus homomorphus CBS 101889 is the source of this 903-nucleotide messenger RNA. RefSeq lists its product as uncharacterized. The record is from RefSeq and is a predicted model, not a curated record. Lineage: Eukaryota; Fungi; Ascomycota; Eurotiomycetes; Eurotiales; Aspergillaceae. Bases 323 to 790 code for a protein of 155 amino acids. The transcript has a single exon.